Molecule: messenger RNA, 1988 nt
Organism: Lynx canadensis (Canada lynx)
Lineage: Eukaryota; Metazoa; Chordata; Mammalia; Carnivora; Felidae
Gene: STX18
Product: syntaxin 18
Exons: 11
Coding region: 89-1096 (335 amino acids)
Biological process (GO): retrograde vesicle-mediated transport, Golgi to endoplasmic reticulum; intracellular protein transport
Cellular component (GO): membrane; endoplasmic reticulum; SNARE complex
Molecular function (GO): SNAP receptor activity
Source: RefSeq, a predicted model, not a curated record
GGUCCCCCGGCGGCCGGGAGGGCGCACGCCGCCGUCGCAAACUGCUGACGUGGGCCGGCCGGGAAGGGGGUCGGGGGUGUGGGUCGCCAUGGCGGUGGAUAUCACGCUGCUGUUCCGGGCCAGCGUCAAGACCGUGAAGACGCGCAACAAAGCCCUGGGAGUGGCGGUGGGCGGCGGGGCUGACGGCAGCCGCGACGAGCUGUUCCGCCGGAGCCCCCGGCCCAAGAGCGACUUCUCCAGCCGGGCGCGGGAAGUGAUUUCACACAUUGGCAAACUGAGAGAUUUUCUCCUGGAACACAGGAAAGAUUACAUUAAUGCUUAUAGCCACAUCAUGUCUGAGUACGGGAGGAUGACAGACACAGAGCGAGACCAGAUAGACCAGGACGCUCAGACGUUCAUGAGGACCUGCUCUGAAGCGAUUCAGCAACUGCGAACACAAGCCCACAAGGAGAUACACUCCCAGCAAGUGAAGGAGCACAGGAGUGCCGUUUUGGAUUUCAUUGAAGAUUACUUGAAAAGAGUUUGUAAACUUUACUCAGAACAAAGAGCCAUCCGAGUUAAGCGAGUGGUGGAUAAGAAGAGACUAUCUAAGCUGGAACCGGAACCAAGGACAAAGACCAGGGCAUCCGUGUCUUCUGAGAAAGUUUCACGGAGUCCUUCGCAAGACUCUGAAGAAAAACCUGUCACUGAAGAAUAUCCAGAAAAGGUUCCGGCUGAAUCCCAACCCAAAUUGGGCACGUGGGGAGACGGCAAAGGUGAAGACGAAUUAUCCCCAGAAGAAAUACAGAUGUUUGAACAAGAGAACCAGCGCCUAAUUGGUGAGAUGAACAGCCUGUUCGAUGAAGUGAGGCAAAUCGAAGGGAGAGUGGUUGAAAUUUCCAGGCUCCAAGAAAUAUUCACAGAGAAGGUUUUACAACAGGAAGCCGAGAUCGACAGCAUUCACCAGUUAGUUGUAGGGGCGACUGAGAAUAUCAAGGAGGGCAACGAAGACAUCAGAGAGGCCAUCAAAAACAACGCCGGCUUCCGAGUGUGGGUGCUCUUCUUCCUGGUGAUGUGCUCCUUCUCCUUGCUCUUCCUGGACUGGUACGACAGCUAGUCUGCCCUGCUCGCUCCUGGCGCAUGGGGCGCUGUCGAGGGUCUCCGGCAUCGGACCAGGGCUGUGCCCAGAUCCUACCACGUUGGGGGGAGGGGGCGGUGGCAGAGCUACGUGCUCCCACAAAAGGGACACCCAGACCUGUGGUCUUAGCCCGUUUAGUAGCUGAAAAAGAAACUAAUGAACACAAAUUGACAGUGGACUGUGUGGCACUCCUGAGGCAGGGUGGAAGAGAGGGGGGUCGUUACUGGCUGCACCCAAACUGGCGGCCCACGUGGAGGGGCUGCCCGGAGGCGGGGCUCAGGGAGGCACCGACCUGGCCCUUCCAGUGGCUUAGGGAAGAGUGCUGGGUGAUAACUUCUCACGGCAAGCGACCAUCACUUAGUUUCCUGUGGCUUCUUGUCUGCCUGAGCCAAGUGCUACAGAGUCGCUACGUUGUAGAAAACUCGCCUUUGCCUCACAAAUAUAAUAAAUGCAACUACAGUUACUUCGUGUAAUAUCAGUGGGUCCAGAUACAGAAGGUCGGCGGACGCCUGCCUGCCCGUGGGGGAAGGGGUGUGGGGACAGACCCUGGGCCCUCAGCAAGGGGCUGCUGGGGCCCAAGGAGCAUUUGUCUGCCCUUGGGCCCGUGCACCUGUCCCUCUAGAACAGGUGUUCCUGUUUGCAGUGGGAACCACAUCUGUGCAGAGAGCAUGCUGGUGUUCACGGGGCCCCAUCUCGGUGUGGGUGCCGAUGGCUCUGCGUUGCCCCCUGCAAAAUCGUGUGCUGUGUAUGCAAAAUCGAGAGUCUGUGGUGCAGCCACAGGGACCCUUGUGUUCUUUCUCUGCACAGAGUGAAAAUGUCAAAAGUUACAUGUGAAUGGAUUUACAGUCAAUAAAACGUCUACUAGAAAAUA